AUGGGGUCCUCGUACCGUUCCAAAUCAACUCAUAUGGUUGAUAUCAAGGGUAAGGGAAUCCUCUACGAGGAUGAUGAUGAACCGAUCAAGCUAACUGAUCAUGAUAUCUCUCAAAACAUCGAUGAAUUCAAGCUGUCUCUGAUCGGGAAGAUCUUAAAUCCAAAAACGCAAAGUGUAGAGAAGCUUCAACAGAAAAUGCCAGUUCAAUGGGGCAUGGAGGAUCGCAUCACUGCUAAUGAUUUGGGAAAUGGAAAGUUUCUACUCAACUUUUUCACUGAAGAUGAGCUAAACUCUGUUCUUCGACAGGGUCCCUUUCAUUUCAACUUCUGUAUUUUUGUGUUGGUUCGGUGGGAGCCUAUUGUCCAUGAUGAUUAUCCUUGGAUAAUCCCGUUCUGGACUAGAUUGAUCUGUGAACCUUUGCAUCUAUGGACUGAGAACAAUCUGAAAGAAAUAGGCUCUAGACUAGGGCAUGUUCAUCAGGACACAAUAGAGGUGAUCGAAGGCAGAAUGCUCCUGGAUAUUAACUCUCAUUGUCCACUAAAGUUUGCAAGGAAGGCUGAAUCUCCUGAUGGGGAUGAGGUUACGAUUGAAAUUAAGUAUGAGAUGUUGUUUAAGCAUUGUUCUACAUGUGGCAUGCUUACUCAUGAGAAGGAGUACUGUCCUUCAUUUCAUCGUCAAGGCGUCUUUGCGCGAGUACAGUUACAAGAGAACCGGCCACAGCAGCACUUGCAGGCGCUGGUAAAGAAGGAAUAUCGGUCUACUGAUACGCAUCCACAAGCGCUGGUUGCUUCACAUCACAAGCUCUCUCGCUAUGACAGUGCGAGGUAUGACAAUGGUGGGAGAAGCUACGACAUGGAGCAUUCUCGCGAGGCUUAUAAGGGCCAUGGUGAUAGGAUUAUUCGCCGUCGGGAUGAACCGUCCCGGAGGAUGCGAUAUGGUGGAGCGCGAUCUGGAACAAAGCCUUAUGAUCGGUACAACGGAGUAACCUGGCGCGAGAAGAAGCAGCAGCCUCAGCCUCAGUCUCAACCUCGACACGAUAACGAAGUGGUACAGGAUUGA
This is a messenger RNA of Brassica napus (rape), 1059 nucleotides long. RefSeq lists its product as uncharacterized. NCBI's taxonomy places the organism in Eukaryota, Viridiplantae, Streptophyta, Magnoliopsida, Brassicales, Brassicaceae. The coding region runs from base 1 to 1059 and encodes 352 amino acids. The record is from RefSeq and is a predicted model, not a curated record. The transcript has a single exon.